Messenger RNA from Callorhinchus milii (elephant shark), 325 nucleotides. It is a transcript of the gene prok1, whose product is annotated as prokineticin 1. The transcript has 3 exons. The record is from RefSeq and is a predicted model, not a curated record. Bases 1 to 321 code for a protein of 106 amino acids. NCBI's taxonomy places the organism in Eukaryota, Metazoa, Chordata, Chondrichthyes, Chimaeriformes, Callorhinchidae.
AUGAGAAUUCUCCAGCUUUUAACUUUCCUUCUACUCUUCCUGAGUCUCAGCCAAAGUGCCGUCAUCACAGGGGCUUGCGAGCGAGACCCCCAGUGUGGGGCGGGGUCCUGCUGUGCCGUGAGCCUCUGGCUCCGCCGCCUGCGCAUGUGCACUCCCCAGGGCCGGGAGGGGGACGAGUGUCAUCCCUACAGCCACAAGGUCCCUUUCUCCGGCAAACGACAGCACCACACCUGCCCUUGUUUCCCGGAUCUGAUUUGCUCCAAGAUCCCGAACGGCAGAUUCCAAUGUUCAGUCAACUACAAAACCAUCGACUUCCAGUGAUCAC